Messenger RNA from Penaeus vannamei (Pacific white shrimp), 1539 nucleotides. RefSeq names its product microfibril-associated glycoprotein 4. Lineage: Eukaryota; Metazoa; Arthropoda; Malacostraca; Decapoda; Penaeidae. The record is from RefSeq and is a predicted model, not a curated record.
CCGACCUGCUCUCCCGGCGGUGCAGCUAGUCCUGUCGGGAUGGGUCCAGCGGCAAAGGCGGGCCUGCUGCUCCUCCUCGUGCUGGCGGCGACCGCAGUCUUCGCGGGCAACGAGACCGUGCUGGGCUUCCCGGCCGUGGGCCACCGCUUCCGCAACUGCCACGAGGUGCACCAGGCCAGCGCCGGCAGCGCCGACGGCGUGUACGUGGUCUUCCCGUACGACUGCUGUCCCGAGCGGCCCGUGCGCGUGUGGUGCGACAUGGCGACCGACGGCGGCGGCUGGACGCUCAUCCAGCGGCGCGACGACUACGCCGAGCAGGAGGACUUCUUCCGGACGUGGACCGAGUACGUCCUGGGCUUCGGCAGCGUCGCCAAGGACCACUGGCUCGGCCUCGACCACAUCCACGCGCUCACGAGCCAGAGCCUCAGCCAGAUCCGCUUCGACCUGGUCGACUUCGAGGGCGAGUCGCGCUGGGCCAAGUACGACUUCUUCUACGUGCACGACAAGAGCGCCCUCUACAAGCUCGAGGUGGACUCCUACAGCGGCGAUGCUGGAGACUCCUUCUCGUACCAGAAGGGGGCGCGGUUCACCACCAAGGACCGAGACCAUGACUGGUCGACCGUGAACUGCGCAGAAACGUACAAGGGCGCCUGGUGGUACACGGGGUGCCACGCGACCAACCUCAACGGACCGUACCUCAGGGGAAGCCACGUGUCCUAUGCAGACGGCAUAAAUUGGGCUGACUGGCACGGACACUAUUACUCCAUGAAGACGGUUACCAUGAAGAUUAAGCCGACUUUCUUCUAAGACGUUCGCUGUUGGCUCAAAAGGAAAUGAAGAAAAGAUAUGAAAAAGAAAGAAAGAAAGAAGAAGAAGAAGAAAACAGCUGAAGGUGAAGAACACAGACGGAAACUAUAAAGACACCCCAUUUUCUUGUGUUGUUUAUGCAUAGGCCUUGUUUACUGAUUUUUUUCCAUUUGCAUAAAAACGUUAUCUGUCUAAAAUUGUGAAUGUUUUUAUAUAGUUUUCUUUAAAGCUAAAAUUGGUAUGAACUGUAGAAGGGGGAGGGGCGAGUUUGUUAAAUUAUUAUCAUUAUUAUCAUUAUUAUUAUUAUCUUAUUUGCUGGAUUAGUCUAAUUUAAACCAACAUAGUCUUUGCUUCUGAGCUACCAGGUCAGUGGUUUAACUGAAAGUGGUGCAUCUAUUUUUCUUGAUACGAAUAGUUUAGAAAAAAUAUGGAUUGUUAAGGUGGUGAUUCUGUCAAUGCCAUUGUUUAUUUAUAUUUCGGAUCAUCUGGGUGGUUGGUAUUCCGAAAUGACCUUCAAGACACUGUUAUCUAGUGAUAUAUGCAAAUAAUCAGCAGCUGAGGUAGAGUUAGGUUCUAUAUCUGUAAAAAUGGAAGGUCUUACAGGUGCUAGUGCUGCACAACAUCAGAUAUGGUGAAGUGAUUCAUUUGUAAAUUGGUCACAAUAUUGGCAUGACCUCAUUUCUGCAUUAACAAAAAUAUACCCUUUCUCAUAACACGCACGAGGAUAGUAUC